Dichomitus squalens LYAD-421 SS1 is the source of this 861-nucleotide messenger RNA. Its product is annotated as Phosphoenolpyruvate/pyruvate domain-containing protein. Gene Ontology annotation, cellular component: cytoplasm. The record is from RefSeq and is a predicted model, not a curated record. Gene Ontology annotation, molecular function: aldehyde-lyase activity. Bases 1 to 861 code for a protein of 286 amino acids. Lineage: Eukaryota; Fungi; Basidiomycota; Agaricomycetes; Polyporales; Polyporaceae. The transcript has 5 exons.
AUGGCCACCCCAGUCGCCCACCUCGCCCACCCGCUCCUCCACGCCCUCCGCGCCUCCAAGCCCGCCUUCGGGGCGUGGAUCACCCUCCCCGGCGCGCUCAACGCGCGCGCGGCCGCCUCCGCGUCCCCGCACCUCUCCUGGGUCGUCAUCGACUGCGAGCACGGCCUGACCGGCCUCCACCCCGGCGCCGGCGACUCCGUGCACGCCAUCGCGGGCCUGGGCCCGGACGCCCCGAGCACGAUCGUGCGCAUCCCUGCGACGGGCGCGUGUGCCGAUGGCAGCGCGAGCUGGCAGAUCAAGUAUGUGCUCGACCAGGGCGCGCGGGGCGUGCUUGUCCCGAUGGUCUCCAGCCGCGCACAAGCCGCGUCGAUCGUCGCCGCGGCGCGCUUCCCGCCGCAGGGCGCACGCGGCUUCGGGAACCCGUUCACGCAGCUCGCGUGGGGCGCGGGCGUGUCCGCGGUGGACUACCUCCAGCGCGCGAACGACUCCGUCGUCGUGCUCGUCCAGAUCGAGACGCGCGACGGGUACCGGAACCUCGACGAGAUCCUGUCCGUCGACGGCCUCGACGGCGUCUUCAUAGGCCCGUACGACCUCUCGCUCUCGCACGGGCUGCCGCCGCCGUCGCCGGACCCCCAUCCGGAGGCGGAGAAGAUGAUCCAGCACAUCCUUGCGGCCGCACAUGCCAAGGGCAAGAAGUGCGCGAUAUACUGCACGUCGGGUGCGCAGUCCGCAAGGCGUGCGAAGGAGGGCUUCGACAUGAUCAACGUCACGUCGGAUUCUGGCGCGAUGGCGGACGGGCUCUCGCGACAUCUUGCAGAGGCCGUCGGCGAGGCAAGCGCAGAGCAGAAGUUCAGCUACUAG